This is a messenger RNA of Anopheles darlingi, 9631 nucleotides long. It is a transcript of the gene unk, whose product is annotated as RING finger protein unkempt homolog. The transcript has 12 exons. Gene Ontology annotation, molecular function: metal ion binding. Bases 569 to 3547 code for a protein of 992 amino acids. The record is from RefSeq and is a predicted model, not a curated record. NCBI's taxonomy places the organism in Eukaryota, Metazoa, Arthropoda, Insecta, Diptera, Culicidae.
GACUCUGGAAAAGUGUUCCAGCAAGCAGCAGCAGCAGCAACUGGCACGGAGAAGAGAACGUUCGUUCAUAACGAUAUAUCUAAAUAUAUAUAACUAUAUGUAUAUUUAUAUAUAGAUAUUACUACAAACUUUAAGUGAAACUAAUCGGUGUCGAGGCGCCAGAAAGGGGCAAACUAGUCCGCGGGUGAGCGUGCAUUAACCGACGCGUAGUGUGAGGCCCGAGGGCUUUUCGUCAUAUCGUGUGUGCGUGUGUGUUUUGUGUUCCUACCAGGAGGGGUACCAGGAGUUUAUUGGAGCCGUUUCUUGUGCCCGGUGCUCCGGUGUGGCUUCUGUGGAGCCCCCGCACUAGUGGCAGCAACGGCAGCAGUCUGGCCCUCCAUCUACCACCACCCUCACCACCACCAUCACCACCACCUCCACGACCAUCCACAUCAUUCACCCCGUCCGCCCCGGUCAACUCCAGCACGCAAUUCGCAGCAGGCGCUGCGUCGCUGCUGCUGCCAGCCUGCGGCCAUAGCGCUCCUCGGCGCGCAGUUCUGAGCGAUAAACAACAGAAGAGGCCGCGAGAAUGGCGUCGGCCGAUCCGACUAAAUCAUUGUUUACAACACAGACGGAAAAACCGAACCAUUAUACCUACCUAAAGGAGUUCCGCGUGGAACAGUGCCCAUCGUUCCUGCAGCACAAAUGCAAUCAACAUCGGCCGUUCGUGUGCUUCAACUGGCACUUCAUGAACCAGCGGCGUCGGAGGCCCGUCCGAAGACGCGACGGUUCCUUCAACUAUAGCGCCGACAACUACUGUCCUAAGUACGAUGAAACGACCGGAAUCUGUCCCGAUGGUGACGACUGCCCGUUCCUGCACCGUACGGCUGGCGACACGGAGCGACGGUAUCAUCUGCGCUACUACAAGACGUGCAUGUGCGUACACGACACGGACGCGCGCGGUUACUGCGUGAAGAAUGGACAUCACUGUGCGUUCGCGCAUGGUAUCCACGAUCAACGACCGCCAGUGUAUGACAUCAAGGAACUAGAGGCACUGCAGAAUGCGGACGUGACCGGCGAGGGUGGUCUGAACGGGCCGAACGUUCUGGAUAAAGAGCGCAACCUGAUGAACGAGGACCCGAAAUGGCAGGACACAAACUAUGUGCUAGCGCACUACAAGACGGAACCGUGCAAGCGGCCGCCGCGCUUAUGUCGCCAGGGAUACGCCUGCCCGCAGUUCCACAACAGCAAGGACAAGCGCCGAAGUCCACGAAAGUACAAGUACAGGUCGACACCAUGUCCGAACGUGAAGCACGGGGAGGAGUGGGGCGAGCCUGCUAACUGUGAAGCGGGCGAUAACUGCCAGUACUGCCACACGCGCACCGAACAGCAGUUCCAUCCCGAGAUCUACAAAUCAACCAAGUGCAACGAUGUCCAGCAGGCCGGCUACUGCCCGCGCUCCGUGUUCUGUGCGUUUGCGCACGUCGAACCUUACGUUGUAACGGAGGAGAUGAGCCUGAGAGGUGACCUGGACUCGCAGACGCUCGCGUUAAGUGAUAUGCUAUCCUCCGUACUACCGACGGGCGAUGGCAGUGGAGCGGUUGGUGGUGCUCCCGGAUCUUCGGUACUCAGUGCGCUUGGUGGUAAUGCUGGCUCGGUGCCACCAGGUACCGGUGCUGGCUCCAUUGGCUCCGGUGUGAAAAAGGAAGUUACCCACGAGCUAGCGAACCUCUCCUACUUUCAGUUGCUGCAGAAUGGUAGCGCGGAAAGCAGCGAAUCUGCUAGCACCAGUAGUCUCGGCUCGAAUCAUAGCUCGCACAAUAAAGCGCCAGGCGCCCAGCUGCAGCAACAGAAGAACAAUGGCGGCACCGGAUCAAACAACAGCAGCAUGCUCGGUAACAAUGGACACGGUGGUAGUGGUGGUGGUAGUGGUACAGGCCCGCUCUGUGGUCUCGGGUUGCUUAGCAAUGGUGGCGCAGGAGCGAACGGAGUGAAUGGCGGCGUACCUACCACUGGUAGCUCUCUACUGUCUAGCAUCGACUUCAAUUCCGACCUUCCUAAGCAGUUGGUUGCGAUUGAAAACGAUCUCACAUUGAAUCCACUGAAUCCUCUAGAGCGCAAACGGAUAUGGAAUCAGCUCUGCAAUAUCGGCUCUCCCUUGGAUGGUGGAAUGUCACGUUCUCUUUUAUGCACCUCCGCUGUAGUUGAACUUGGUCGACGCGAAACGAUACAUGGCUUGGAUAAUCCGAUUUCGUCAGGUCUCGCUUCGACCGGCUUGCUAGCCAGUAGCUCAGCACCCGUAAACAUUCCGGGCUCACCAAUGGGUAACUCGAUAUCGGGUUUGCUGCAAGGUACAUCGGCACCGGUCAACAUUCCUGGUAGCUCGCUUGGCCACAACUUUAGCCCAUCAUCACAUUCAAACCUGUUCGGCUUGAAUGAUCCUUUCGGCGGUCCACCAUCACACCAUCAUCAUCAUCACAUAGGCAGCGGCUCAGCGCCGAAACUCGGCAAUCGCGGCAACUCCUACGGUGGCCACAAUCACACCGACAACCUUUUCUUCCAGUCGCACAUCAUUUCGCCGGGGCUCGGUGACGGUUUAUCAGCCAGUCCGGAAAUUAGAAGAAUCACGGAGCUGAAUCCACUUAGUGGAGAGCUAGGUAGUACUACCAAUAAUCUGCUGUUUACCGAUAGCCAACACCAUCAGGUGCAGCAAUCACAGCAGCAACAACAACAACAGCAGCAGCAACAACAACAACAACAACAACAACAGCAGCAACAGCAGCACCAGCAACUGCAACAACAGCAAAUGCAGCAAGCAGCUGUCGCAGCUGCAGCGGCCGCAGCCGCCGUCGUUGCUGCCGCGAACCAAGGAAACAAACAGUCAAUGGUAAAUCAUUCAUACCCUCUAUCACCACUUGUCACCGCCACCAAAGCUGUUCAACAGCAACAACAGCAGCAGCAACAACAUCAACAACAGCAACAGCAGCAACAACAGCAGCAACAGCAACAGCAGCAGCAGCAGCAGCAGCAGCAGCAGCAACAGCAACAGCAACAGCAACAGCAACAACAGCAGCAGCAGCAGCAGCAGCAGCAACAGCAACAACAGCAGCAGCAACAACAGCAACAGCAGAUACUGAACUGGGAGGAGCACGUACUACACGCUACCAACGCCUGUGAAGCUUGGAAGGCCCAAAUGGAAGAAAGCAAUCGAAAGACGGCGAUAGCAGAGCAGCAGCGCGAUGAAGCCUUAUCGCACGUGAAGGCAUUGAAGGAGAAACUGGAACAGCUAAGCAUAGGUGGUGGUAAUAGUAUCAGCAACCAUCGGACAAACGAUCUGCGUGGCAUGUCGCUGCCGAAGCUGAAAAGUAUUCAGGCGAAACUACGAGCGGAGAUUGAGGAGGUGGAGAAAGUAUUAUAUCUCGAGACGGCCACCAAGUGCAUGAAGUGCGAAGAGAACAAUCGGUCGGUCACACUAGUUCCGUGCAAUCAUUACGUGCUGUGUGACGCAUGUGCGGCAACACAGCGCGAAUGUCCCUACUGCCAAACACCCGUGGCAUCGCAGUCGUAAAUCAUCUCUUAGCCAUCUCCACACAAACCCACAUCAUGUACCAACAACCUUCUCUUGUGGCUGACAAAAUGACCAUGAAUGAAUUAUGAUGGUAACGAGUUCCAUCCUGUUGCUAUGAACAUUUUAAGGUUCGCAAGAGCAGCCACGCAACAACAAAUACGUUAUCUGUUAGCCAUCUACGCGACAAAUCAAACAACAAAAAGUUCAAUUUAUAGUUAUAGCUUAUUAUUUCUGGUCUGCCUAGAACUUCUAGCAACAGGUUUACGGGCUUUUCAAAGACAGACAAGAAUGAAAAAAAUAAGGAAGACAAGGCAUAGAAAAGAGAGAGCAGGAGAUACGAAAAAGAGAGGGAGCGAGAAAUUACAGAACGCAUUUUUCUAUACAGUAGCUACCCACAGAGCAGUUUUUCAACAGCUUGUUCGCUUAUACAGUUUAGGAAGUUUUGUUAGAUUAAGCAGCUAAAUUAUUGAUUAUUGUACAUUCAUUUUUAAUUCAUUUGUGUUAGGUGUAUAAGAAAGUUGCUGGCCACUUUGAUGUUUGUUUUGUUAUUUUGACUUCUAUAACGAAGUAUUGCAGGAGCAGGGUCUCCAAAAAUAGUUAUCUCCGUUGGUGAAUAAUUUCUCAAUUUAUUUUUUAGCUGCAAGCACAAAAUAGCAUAUUUUUUUCGUUAAAUUGUUAUUAGCUUACUGGAAACUGUCAUUUGGCGCCUUGGAAUUUUUAUUUUGAUCCUUGUGCUGAUAUACGAUACCUAAUAUAUUGCAACUGUAAAACAGCGCCCAGACGACACACAAAGUUAUCGCGAAUACUUUCACGACCUUCAAAACACAACACAAGGUCACUGUUUACAUAUGAUUUGACAGCUCCAAAAGGUGCGGCAAGCUCGUUCUCGCUUGCUCGCUCGCUACACGUGCAUUUCAGUUCGUCGUCGUUUAGACGCCGUUUAUAAAACAUCAACAAGCGUUGGUUUACAACAUCAAUUAAGGCCCCUAUUGUGGAAAUCACGAGUCGUACUCGAUUCGAAACACAAAGUCCUGGCCAAAGCUUUCUUAUACACCUUAUACCUCAGAAUUUAAGGCAAGGCUAAGCUGGUGCCCGACCAGUAGAAUACAUUCGAAGGUUAUAUUCUAACAAUUAAGUUUUUUUCUUUUCCUAUUCCAAUAUAACUCAGCAAUCAACCUUGGAAAUGGAAUGAAAAUUUACAGAAUGAGAUAUUUUUUUAAUAGAUUGUGGCUCUCACAUUCGAAUUUCGACUAGUCGUUUCAGACCUGUGUUUUCGCGGUGCAAGUGCCUCGGCACUGCCACCCUCGCUGCGAGUCAUCUCGAAAGAGACACACAGCAGCAGGGUGGUAACGGGAAACCAAGCUAGUGGUUUAGUGGGUGUAAGUCCCACACUGUUCCUGAGGACUUUCCUCAGGUUCGUACAUUAAAGCAUGGAAAAGUUAAUACUUGGCCGCACAAAAUAGGUUAUAUCUCAACCAAAAAAUGACGUAUAAUGAAAAGAAAGGUGUCAUUUUGUAGGUUUUCUUUUUAAGUUUCCUUAUGAUAAUUGUCAAAUAGAAAUCGAUGGAACGAAAAUCCAGACAUUAUUGUGUAUUGAUAGCUUUCCCUAUGAAAUCGAUCUAUUUGAAUACAAAACAUUAACGCCAUACCUUCGGCAAAAACAGCUACCUAAAUCAUGCCAAACUUACACAGGAUCAUUGGUGGACGAAUGAAGAACAAAAUCCUUUACUGUAGACACUCUUUUCUUGCACAAAUUUCUAAUGAACGUUAAACGCUCUCAACGAAAUGGCAAAGUGACCACUGAGCGCGCUGCAAUGAUUAAACAAAAGCGGCCAAAUAUUAACUGUUCCAAGCUUUAGUAUUCCAUCUAGUUUGUCAAACGGAGAAAAAAAAACAUUCGAAUAUCGAGAGAGUGGAUAAUGAGGCUGAAGACUGGCCUAUCGGGAUAGUGGUGUGAAUCUAAUAUUGUCGUGCAGUUGAAUUCUUUCAGUAAAAAGUUAAUAACGAACGUUGUAACAAACGAUAUUUAUUAAUUAUUGUUUGUGUCAGGAGCGAGAAUUGACAAGAAGAAUCGAAUUGAAUUGAUCAACAAGACAAACAAAGAGGGAAAAUAGCGGCUAAAGGCGAUGGUAAACUAUAUACGCUAUAUACACCUAUAGACAACACUAUACCACCCUACCCAGUCCAAAAACCAGAUCAAAUUAAUAAACAAAACCCACCGUUUGUGAACUUAAGACAGAACAAAGUGCGCAAAUAGAAGCAUUACAGAACAAAAAAGCAUUAUAGCUACAUAGAAUUGAAGAAUGGUGAAAGUCACCAAUUAUGAAUUACGGCCGGAUACUACGAAAGAUAAAGCAUACAAUAGAAAGAAAAUAAUUGGAACUUUGCAUUCGAAUAUUUGAUUAUCAACUUACCAACCUCUCAAAUAUUUUUUUUUGUUCUGCAAAUCAUACCGCCAAAUCCCCUUCCUUAUUCCCCACUCAAAACAAUCACGCUAUACAAUUAAACUUAGCGGGGACAAAAUCGAAUUCGUACUUCAAAUGAAAAGCGCACUCGAUUGCCACAGGAAAAUCACAAAGAAUACAACUGAAACAAAAUUCUCAACCGAUAGAAAAUAAAACUCAUAAUAGUAGCGUUUUUGUCUGAAUACACAUGAACACGCGGGACGAUGGGACACAGUUGCAUGUCACAUGUAACAUAGUGUCUAGUCGGAAAAGAGAAAGCAAUUAAAAUGAAAUAAAUACCCUCGCUAAUUGGGAAGUUGGGAGUUCUAUGGAGUGUGGGCCGUGUAUUUAAAAACAAUCGGAUGAAUACAAAACAGCAUACCUAGCUGGAACAAGAGACGUAGCACGAACUAAAUAUGCUGGGAUGUAGAAGAUAUAAAAACAAAAAUAAAUAAAAGGUAAAUUAUAUUUAUAUUAGGAAUUUCUAAAUAUUCACUAAGCAAACUAUCUAAGGUAACAAUCAACACACAAUACAAAAACAUGUCAAAGUCGAGAAAACAAAUGGAGUGCGCGUGGGUGGGGAAUGCGUAGAACUGUGUGGAGGUAGAUUGCCUAGUCGGUUGAGUACUAUCGAACGAUUGGUAACAAAGUAAAAAGGCUUGAGUAUGACGGUGGCACCGUGUAUAGAUAUAUAUAAUAUAUAUCUAUAUAUUUUAUUUAUAUACAAUGUGGUACUCAUAUGCAAUGAAAGCAUAACACUGUGUAUGUAAAUAAUUGAUCGCUAGAAAACCACGAAGAAGAUGAUGGACGAUUGGAUGAAAGGUAGGGGAGAAUAAUGCAGAAAAUGAAAAACUAGAAAUGAAAAACCGUUAUUGUGGGCGGAUGUCAUCGGAUGGUCGCGAUGUUCAAUCUGCUCGUGAUUAGUGAAGAGUGAACGACGGUUAAACAUAUGCAUUGACCAAUAGUUCAAUCAAAUGAUGGCUAAGAAGGAAAAGCUGAGAGAUGUAAGAAGCACGCGUUUUGCGGCGCCCCUUCGAUCGAACAAUCGAAGCAUGAUCCAAAUAUUAUGUGUUUAGGGCAUUCAAACUCAUCACACCAGCGCAGCGCUGCGUUCCCAAAUGUCUCCAACGCCAGAAUCUAGGUUCUUUCACGAAAUGCCACAAAGCACCUGGUAUACACCGAAAAGUGCAUACAGACUACUGCUAUCGGGCGGAGCAUAAGGGGAGACUGCGACUGUGACCCACCCACAAGAAAUGAACGGUGCAGCAGACGAACACUUCAUUAUUUCAACGGCACACAUACCAUUUAGCAAUAGACGGAGCGGCGAGUGUAUCAAAGCGGCAGGCAGUGUUAGGGUAGUGCGUAAUGAAAUGCGAUUGGGUGUUUGUUAACUUGAGACGAAUACUAUCCACCCAGCGCGGCGGACAUUUUGUUGCCUUGCUGUAUGCUCACUAGCCAUUAUCAGCCUGAUGUAUCCAACAAUCCGCCAAGACGUUACACUCACGACAACGACGAGAGGGACGAAAUCGUACAAUCGGGUCAGGUAGUAGAUGGCACCGCUGGCUUGUGAGCGUGCGCAAAUUUAGCCGCAGGUCUCCAGAAAAAUGUUGUAAGAACAUCCAGGCUGGUCCCAAGAUCAAAACCGAACCGGAUGGACCGAUUGAUGGAGUGAUGUUGGAGGAAGCAUAUAUGUGACAAACUAUUGCUUAGUGGUUUUGGGGGUAGCGAAAACAAAAAUUAAUAACAAAAAAAAAACAAGCAAAACAAUUUAAAUACACAACUAGAAUAAUCAAUUACAAUGAUAUAUAAAUCUAUAUAUAUUAUAUAUAUUAUUUACAAUAAUAUAUGUAAUAUGUAUACAUAUAUUCUAAUAAAUUAAACUAUAUUUGAACCAACGAGGAAAAGCAAUCAACCGAUUGUGUUUGAAGCAAAAAGAAAAAAAAAACAAAUUAAACGUUAUAGAGAAACAGAAAAUGAUGAUAAAUAAAGAAUUGAUUGGAGUAUUAUGAACACACAAAGGAAUAUGGAAGGAUGGUAGUGCCGGUAGUCUGAUGUAUGUUUAAAGGCUGUAUUCCGCACGUUCGCGGUGAAAUACAGCGUCGUGCGUCACCAACCGCAUCCACUACUGGGAGUUGUUUCAUGAUAAACAAAAGGGAUAUUAUAUAUACAUAUAUAAUAACACAUGAGAAAGCUAAAGCUAAAAACAAGCAACACAACACUAUUAGGAUUUUUCAAAUUUGAUAAUAUGUAAUCAGAUACUAUAUGUUUAUUGCAAAACAAUAUAACAGAGGCAAAAAGAGAAAGCAACAGAGAGUGGGAGAUAGAGAGAAGAGAGAGAGAGAAAAUGAAAGAAUGACAGAAAGAGAGGUAAAUCACAGAUAGGUUUGUUCUGAAUGACAUAAUCGGAAUUACCAUUUAUUAGAAUUCGAAUAAAACAAACGAACAUCGCAGCAGCGUUCUUAAUUGAGCCACUCAUAAACAUCUCUCGGUCUCCAUCCACCCUGUUUUUUGGUUCUUAAUCGUUUCUCCGACUUCUAUUAAUUCCGUUUCGCUCUCUUUUUUUUUUGGCACAACUCCUCCCAUGUUACGCUCCCUCCCUCGAAACAUGCCCACAACAUGCGAAGCAGGCUAUUCCGAUAGGCUCGCUAUUCCGAGCUCGGAUUUCGGUGAUCUGAUGCAUGGCAUGGCGUGCACGAAUCCUUUCAGCAAACAGGAAUUGGUGUAGAGUAGUGAUCCUAUGUCUCAGUUGUACCAGACGUUGUCUAGGCUUACGCGAAAUAGACCCACCUAUCCAUUCACCGACGGUCAUUGUCCGUUAACCAACGUCUUACGUUCCGAUCUUACCGCGCAAGUGAAGAAGGCCUUCCGCGCUAGGGCAUCGAUUAAGGAACGUACAAUCCAAUCACGAUGAUCACGCUACCACCGAUGUCAUUGCGUUGGUAAGCGAAGCCGCGACACCGGUUACACCGUGCUGUCGGUGCUGCUUGGCCAUCUGUAAAUCCAGCAAUGGUUACAAGCCGGAAGCGAUCGUGAUUUACUAUGUAUUAUAUAACAAAUAACAAAUGCCAUUGCAGGAACUUUGUAUAAACAGUAAGAUGAUAAAGAGACAGAGAGAGAAAGAGAGAGAGAGAGAGAGAGAGAGAGAGGGAGAGAGAGACAGAGAGAGAAACCAGGCACCGAAUGAUAUUCUCAGGACGAUCUGGCCGUUGACGGUGGGGUUUUGAAGGGAUGCUGGGAGGAGAAAUGUGCUAACUAUGUGAUGGCGAACCAAACGCCAUAUUCAUAUUCUAUACAUAACAGCCGUAGGUCAUCCCAACGUUUCCGCCUAGUGGUUCUACUGCUCUUCCAGGCAGUGUCCAGGUACUAAUAGCCAGAGCUUUAUUCCCUUCACCCAGUCUUGUGUGUGUGUGUGUGAAUAUGUGUAUAUGUGUGGUUAUGUUUUUUGCAGCUCCCCUGCGUACUGCUUGCUACUUCUAGCCUCUACCUAGCUACCUGUUGAGCCUGCCUGAGCAAUACACUACCUACUGGCCCACUACCUACCACUACACGAUGUAAACCUGCGUCUGCCUACCAGGUGCAAGUAGCCAGGCAGGACCGAGAACUCUUUAGCAACGCAUCCCUUUCCCCCCCCCCCCCCCCC